GAACCACCAGCAAGUGGUGCAGCUGUAGAAGGUCUUUCAGACUACAAAUCAAGAGCUGCAGUGAGUUUUUAGAGUUCAUGCUUACGCGGCGGCUCUGCAGCUGCACAAGGAACAAAGAACGGGGUCGUGAAGCCAGAAGAGCAUUAAAAAUACAGUAUAUGUAUCAGAAGACAGUAUCAAAACCAUGUCGAAACAGCACUGGACCGAGAAGAACAUAUCCGCAUGGAGCGAGGAGUGGGUUUUGGCUCGCUUCGUAUGCAAUACAAAUUUCACGAUUUCCCGUUUUUAUAGCCGCAUAAGAUUAAGAAGUACGAAGCGCAUGACAAAUUUUGCUAACUUUGAGCUGCAUGCCACUUGUGAUAUCAAAUCAGAUUGACCGAAAGAAGAUUUGUCAUGCAGAAAUCGCAUCUGAUGUGCAGGUGAACGUAUGGGAAUCUACUUCAAUAUGCUGUGCAUAUUACAGUCGCGACUUCUACAAGCAGCUUCCCCCGGACCGACGGCACGAACUGAAGGUGAACGACAAGAGCAGUGUCUCAACGGCAACCUCCUUGGAGGACGAGAACGACGACACGAGUAGAUACAGGAACAACAUACGUCCACCCGGUACUAUAAUCGACGAAACUUGGCCGACGCGUGCCUGUUUGUGGAUGAAGCUCACGGAAGAGGAGAGGGAGCAAAUGCAACUGAGCGGAUGCGGUGGUGGAGCAGCACCCUCCACACAGGAUAAAAGUGAUAGUAGAAAUUAUUGCCAAGAAAAUCAAGAACUCGAAACGGCAUGUUGGCUGGACUUUCUGGAAGCGGACGUACGGGGGGAGGUGAUGCUGCAUACGCCGCCGGAACUACAACAGAAGUCACUGAAGCAAGAUCAAAGCACAACCUCUUCUACAUCAUCAUCAACUUGUUCAACACGACAGAAGUCCCGCCUUGCGUUUGAGUGGAUGAUGUCGAUAGGGUACAAGAUCUCGUGUCCCUGUUACGGUGGCUUUAUCGACGUUGCGGGCAGUUUCAGCGUUGUGGAUUUUUGCUCGGAGUAUUACUACGAUGGGGAUUAUCCACGGAAAAAAAUCCAUCCACAUCCAUUUUUUGCAUGGCAAACACGUGAUUUGAUACGUGUUUGGCAUGACAAAUUGGACGUGGAUGGGUUUUUUCUGUGGAUGGGGAUUACGAGAUGAAAAGAAUGGAGGAGUUAGUCGCAGAGGAGAAAAUGAAGCUUCUGAUGAACGAGAGCAAAUCUAAAUCAAAGUCUUCUCCCGACGAGCAGAAAGAAGAUGAAGAGCGCAAGAGGAGUAUCGUAGUGGACAGGAACGUAUGAACUGCAAAAGUAUCGUAGUCGUGCAAUACAAAUUUCCUCAGCAUGAGAAAUAAAAUUUGUAAUGCGGAUUUAGCUUAACCUUAAGAACAAGAUUCGUAGUGCAUGAUUGCAAUACGAGCACGAUACUUUUGCACAGGAUAGAACGUGCUUGCGGAGAAAAACUUGAAGAAGUCGAACGGCCCACAGGUCACCUGCUUCGUGGAUGAGGGAUCGAUUCAGGAGUGGAAGGGGUACUUUCCCCCCGGCAUGUUCGUGAAAAUGCACAAGCGGCUGGUGGGGUUGCUGCAAACGCAGGGCGUUUACAUGGUCCGCGAGAUGCUCGUACACGACUGGAUCGAGGCCGUGCGGGACCGAUAUGAGGUGGAUAUUUAGAACUCAUAGACACCACGGACAGGACGUGUCAUUCCAGUUGUUCCACCAUCAGAAAGGGAAGCGGACGAACGGCAGAACACAUAGACGUACACAACAAGUCGGUGUGUAGUCCUCGUUGUCAUGAUCUACCUCACUGAGCAUCUUGCAACAACUCGGGCUCAGAUGAUCCAGAACCAGACAAGAGGUUCACGAGGACGAUGUUAUUUCCUUGUGCCGCUCUGCCUCUGACUCGGCGUCUCACAAGAACGGAGACCACGACCAGUCGUACUAAAUAGAUCUGGCUUACUAGGACGAAUAAAGUUCUUACUAAGUGGAAGUUUCUAGGAAUGAGGAAAAUUCGAAAAAAUUCAGUCCCCAGGUGAAAGUAGGCAGGUGGAGAUAUCAGGUCGCGGCCCUGUGCCGGCCCAUUUGCGAAUACCGCUGCGCGAGACGAGCUCGCAGAGCCCCGUGGACAACUGUGGUCGCCGAGCCUGGAGAGCCAUCCGUGGCUCACAUAUAAUGGGCUUUAUCGCGGCUGCACCUAAAAGACAGCGCCUUGCUCUCCGAAUGGUGGCGCCUCCACACACCCGCAUCAUUCUCAAAGCCAUUGAGCCAAAACCUCAAGCGCCAUGGGCCUUCCUACUCAUGGACGCCAUGCGCUACAAAUAAAACGGCUAAACCGGGGCAGGUAUACCCCCUUACCGAACCGCGCUAAAUAUCCCACGCCGUCGACAGCUUCCCACCGUGAACCAACCUGCCGCGGCUUUGGUCCUACCGCUCCCAACUUGAGGGCAUUUCGCACCGGACUCGAAAUUUUCCUCGGAAAUUGAAUCGCGGUGCUAUGGUGAUGGUUUUGGCCUCGCUUUGGGCGUGUUUUGUUGCCGCGCUCGCUACCCAAAAAAGGGAGCCCGGGAAGGCCGGCAAAGCAGGCCAAUUCCCAGAUUCGCCUCGAAACAAGGCAAAAAGCGGUGCCAUACCGUCGCGAUUCAAUUUCCGAGGAAAACUCAGGGCCCCCCGGCCCCUCCCCCUUGCCUUCCCCCCCCCUCUUCGCCAUUUUCCUCGGAAAUUGAAUCACGACGGCACGGGGGCGAUUUUUGCCCCCUUCAGUGGGGGCCCUCUCGAGGCCCCCUCCGGCCCCCCCGCGACCCCCCCCUUCGCCAUUUUCCUCGGAAAUUGAAUCACGAGCGGAAAGCGCAGAUCUCUAUUUGAAGCAUACAAGAAACACCAAGAAAAGCAGAGCGGGGCUGAGCCCUCGGGCGCGACCUUUGUUGGGGCACCCCGCCAAAACCCGGCCGAGGCACUUGAGGGCGCCGCGGUAGUCCUCCGCCAUUCUUUUCAAAUGUUUCUGCAACUCCUCGAGCCGGCCAGGCCACGCGCCCGACCCCAUUGGCCCCUUCCAGGGCUGCCGCCUUGGGUUGGAAGCCCCACUAGGCGAUUGCCGGCGAGCUGCUGUUCGGUAGAGUAGGCCCAGAGACCUCAAAGACCUGCCACCUUAGCGCGGUGCUCUCACUGCGAUGCACAUGUAGAGAUCGCGGCCGUUAUUCAGAUGAAGCGCGGCUUUGUAGGUGUGUGCUGAGCCUCCGGCGAUGGCUAGUUGGCGAUCGAGGUGAGUGGCACCCGAAAAGCCGCCUGCCUGCUUUGGUGAUUUCACUGCGCGGCAAUGCGUCCGAACUCUGACACAGUCGCUUCCCGCUUCCAUUUUCGAAUACAGCAAACAAAUGCUGGCGCGCCACGCCAGCCAAACACAGCUACGAAGAGCUGCUGCUUUCGGAAGAGAAUUCGAAGGGGGGGCAAUUUUUUCAAAAUUUCCUCAUUCCUAGAAAGUUCCACUUAGUAGUUCUGAGAUGCUAAACACAAGUCUACUUCACGGGGCAUCAUGACGUCGAAAGACACGAUUUAUAAUGCUGAACAAUCAAGAACAUCAAGAUCGUGAUCGUGGUCACCUCUAUCUUCAUCUUCUUCAUCCGAUCGCGAGUACUAUCCCC
Amoebophrya sp. A120 is the source of this 3648-nucleotide messenger RNA. The record is from the annotation of a GenBank genome assembly. NCBI's taxonomy places the organism in Eukaryota, Dinophyceae, Syndiniales, Amoebophryaceae.